CCUGGGCGCUGCGAUAGGGCGGCGGGGCGUGCUCGCGGGGCGCCGCGGGGAGGCGCCGCGGCUGAAGGUCCCGGUGCGGCCACCCGGAACCGGGGCCGGCGACCCAGGCUGGGGCCGGGCCAGGCGGGGCGGGGCGUCCGGCCGUGUCGCGCCCGCCUGGCUCCCGGGGCCAGGGCCGCUAAAAUGGCGGCGGCGGCGGCGGUGACAGCGUCCCGCGCCGGGCCCGGGGGCCCGGUCGCCGCGUCGGGGGCCGACUAGCGCCUUCCCGGGCGCCGCGGCCCGGCCCCCUGGGCGCUCGCUCGCGGCCCCCACCCGGGCCCUCGGUCCGCCCUCCCCGUGCGCCCAUGAACUCCGUGUCGCCGGCCGCCGCGCAGUACCGGAGCGGGAGCCCGGAGGACGCGCGCCGCCCCGAGGGCCGCAGGCCGCGGGGCCCCCGGGUUCCGGACCCCAACGGCCUGAGGCCGUCUGAAGCCAGCGGCCCCGCUCUUGGCUCGCCCGCGGCCGCCCCUGGGGAGCCCGACGAAGUGGACAAGUUUAAGGCAAAGUUCCUGACAGCCUGGAACAACGUCAAGUACGCCAGUGCUUCAUCUGGCUGGGUGCUGCCCCACGUCUCCCCAGGUUGGGCAGUCAAAAGCCGGACCAGCUUUAGCAAGAUCUCCAGCGUCCACCUCUGCGGCCGCCGCUACCGCUUCGAGGGCGAGGGUGACAUCCAGCGUUUCCAGCGGGACUUCGUGUCGCGCCUGUGGCUCACGUACCGCCGGGACUUUCCGCCCCUCGCUGGAGGCUGCCUGACCUCCGACUGCGGCUGGGGCUGCAUGCUGCGCAGUGGGCAGAUGAUGUUGGCCCAGGGCCUGCUGCUGCAUUUCCUGCCCAGAGACUGGACCUGGGCUGAGGGCUCAGGCCCAGGACCCUCUGAGCCAUCAGGGCUGGCCUCUCCCAACCGUUACCGUGGGCCUGCACGCUGGGUGCCCCCGCGCUGGGCCCAGGGCACCCCCGAACUGGAGCAGGAGCGGCGGCACCGGCAGAUCGUGUCCUGGUUCGCCGACCACCCCCGGGCCCCCUUUGGCCUGCACCGGCUGGUGGAGCUUGGGCAGAGCUCAGGCAAGAAGGCAGGGGACUGGUAUGGGCCGUCUCUGGUGGCACACAUACUCAGGAAGGCUGUGGAGAGCUGCUCGGAGGUCACCCGCCUGGUGGUGUAUGUUUCUCAGGACUGCACAGUGUACAAGGCAGAUGUGGCACGCCUGGUGGCCAGGCCGGACCCCACAGCUGAAUGGAAGUCCGUGGUCAUCUUGGUGCCGGUGCGGCUGGGUGGCGAGACUCUCAACCCCGUGUACGUGCCCUGUGUGAAGGAGCUCCUGCGUUCCGAGCUGUGCCUGGGCAUCAUGGGGGGCAAGCCACGGCAUUCACUGUACUUCAUUGGCUACCAGGACGACUUCCUGCUCUACCUGGACCCCCACUACUGCCAGCCCACCGUGGAUGUCACUCAGGCUGACUUCCCCCUGGAGUCCUUCCACUGCACCUCACCCCGAAAGAUGGCCUUCGCCAAGAUGGACCCGAGCUGUACAGUGGGGUUCUAUGCUGGAGACCAGAAGGAGUUUGAGACGCUCUGCUCAGAGCUAACCAGGGUCCUCAGCUCCUCCUCAGCCACUGAGCGCUACCCCAUGUUCACCCUGGCUGAGGGCCAUGCUCAGGACCACAGCCUGGAUGACCUCUGCUCCCAGCUCUCCCAGCCAACACUGCGGCUCCCUCGCACAGGGCGGCUCCUCAAGGCCAAACGCCCGAGCUCGGAGGACUUCGUGUUUUUAUAACGGGUGGGGUUGAGGGAGAUGAGCACUAUUUAUUUUUUUAUUUAUGUCAUGCUGGGUGUGGGAGCUUGAAACCUGGAGGUGAUGGGUCUUCCCCUUCUCACCCCCUUGACAAGUGCAGCUGAGACCAGUCCAGGAAACCUCAGAACUGGGGGCCCCCUAGGCAGGGGCAGUCCGCCUGCCUCUGGCCACCUGGGCCCUCCGCCCAGGGCAGGGAGGGAGGGCUCCCAGACACCCACUCAGGGCCUGACUCUAGUACUGUAGUUUGCACUGGACCACCCGUGCCCCUCACUGGUCCCAAAGCCCCUACCCUGCUGAGGUCUAGGGGCGGUGGGGGGGAACUGUGGCCACUGGGGGCUAAUAAAGCCGUUUAACUUGA
Lutra lutra (Eurasian river otter) is the source of this 2184-nucleotide messenger RNA. It is a transcript of the gene ATG4D, whose product is annotated as autophagy related 4D cysteine peptidase. Bases 345 to 1808 code for a protein of 487 amino acids. The transcript is spliced from 10 exons. Gene Ontology annotation, molecular function: protein-phosphatidylethanolamide deconjugating activity. The record is from RefSeq and is a predicted model, not a curated record. Lineage: Eukaryota; Metazoa; Chordata; Mammalia; Carnivora; Mustelidae.